AUGAACUGGAACGAGAUACAAGACAGUAUGGAGGCAAUGUCUGGGAUCUUGAUGGAUGUGGACCGUAUCGAUGUCCUAGAGCUACUUAUAGUAGACAAGCAGCAUGAGCAUUAUCUGGCUUGCAUGGCAGCAAGAAUUCAUCUCAAGAUACCGUGGUAUAAUGUACUCCGGGAACCGGGGAAACCACUCCUACUACAUGGCAUUGAGCAGCUAGAGCGACUGCCAUGGUUGGGCUGUUUACGGAUUGUGGGGCAUAUGGGAUUGCUGCUACGCUUUCCUGAGGAUAGGGCUUAUCUAGAAGGUUUUGCGAAAGGCAAGAAACCAGCUGGACUAGGAGAUAAGAAUGAGCACAAACCUGUUGUUCAAGUGCUGAUGCCAGAAGGGAUGGAUUCUGAUGAAAGCUAG
Aspergillus oryzae RIB40 is the source of this 405-nucleotide messenger RNA. RefSeq lists its product as uncharacterized. The transcript has a single exon. The coding region runs from base 1 to 405 and encodes 134 amino acids. The record is from RefSeq and is a predicted model, not a curated record. NCBI's taxonomy places the organism in Eukaryota, Fungi, Ascomycota, Eurotiomycetes, Eurotiales, Aspergillaceae.